This is a messenger RNA of Galendromus occidentalis (western predatory mite), 1379 nucleotides long. RefSeq names its product nuclear pore glycoprotein p62. Gene Ontology annotation, cellular component: nuclear pore; nuclear pore central transport channel. Gene Ontology annotation, biological process: RNA export from nucleus; protein import into nucleus. Gene Ontology annotation, molecular function: phospholipid binding; structural constituent of nuclear pore. NCBI's taxonomy places the organism in Eukaryota, Metazoa, Arthropoda, Arachnida, Mesostigmata, Phytoseiidae. Bases 183 to 1292 code for a protein of 369 amino acids. The transcript is spliced from 2 exons. The record is from RefSeq and is a predicted model, not a curated record.
GUUUACGAGCAAGGCGCCGGAACAUCAGAGCGAUAUCCGAAUGUUCAGCCCAUGAGUCGGAUGUGCGGAAGUUCCAUCGAUCUGAACUUGCGACGUACUGUAUUGAGAGUCCGCUGAGCUGUGCUGUUCGUCCAUAAACGUUUCCUCGUACUUUCGCUCGAGAAUAAAUCAACGAUACAGAAAUGGCGUUCAGUUUCGGCACGAAUCCCACAACCACCGCUGGAGGAACUGGUCUCACCUUUGGGACGCCGACGACCACCUCGGCGUUCGGGGCUCCAUCGGCAACCCCAGCUUUCGGGACAGGAACGGCCACGGCACCGUCAACUUUCGGAAGCGGGUCCCUGUUCGGGGCAUCGACAAGCGCGGCACCGACUCUCAAUCUGUCGACUACAGGAACCGGUUUCGGAGCGGCCCCCGCCCCUGCAGCUGCGCCUGCAACAGGAAACUUCUCGUUCGGUGCCUCUACCGCUCCGGCGACAGCACCUGCAGCCGGGAACUUCUCGUUCGGUGCCUCUACCGCAUCCUCUGCGUUUUCGUUCGGUGCGGCGAAACCCACCACCACGGCCGCUGGAAUGGCGCCGACGUCGACGACGAGCGCCUUCGGAUCGACGGGUCUAGGGGGAGCGAUGCCCGCAGGUGGAGGUUUUAGCUUUCCGACAGCGACAAACACGACCGUUGCGUCAGCGCCGACCGGGACCGGUGCAGCCACUUGUGUGGCGUCAGGACCGCAGGGCGCGAUGACGUUUGAAGAAUUGGAGAAGAAGUGCAACGAGUGGAAGAAGGAACUCGAGUUCCAAGAAGAGUCCUUCUUGAAACGAGCCACCCAAAUCAAUGCCUGGGACCGCUUGAUCUCCGCGAACGCCGAGAAAAUCACCGAACUCCACGAAUACAUGAAAAAGGUCAGAAGUGAUCAAGACCGAAUGGAUCGAGAGGUCGACUUCGUGGUGGCUCAGCAGAAGGAACUCGAGGAAAUGCUCGGACCAUUGGAGCAGGAAGCGCUCGCGCUCGAACCGACCUCCAUUCAGCACCACACGGAUUUCGAGCGUCAAACUACCUACAACUCGGCAACCACUGUCAACGCUCAGCUCCGAGGAAUGGCUGAGCGCAUCAAAGACAUCAUCGAACACAUAAACGCUAAUAACAAAUCAGGCAAUGACGCCUCUUCGCUAAGUCAGAUCACCAAAAUUCUCAACGCCCACGUGGAUGUUUUGCAGUUCAUACAGAACGGAAUCGACACCUUACAGCAGAAAACCGAAGAUGUCAACAAACUCCUAGCGACGGCUCGGAUAUGAGCCUGAGCGGAUGCGAGAGAUACGAGCAAUGCUGCCUCUGUGUUCGAGUUUUAUAAUGUUACUAAAAAAAGUUCGUCGGAUACAUUC